AUGACUUAUGGAAAAUUUGCCAUAUGUGUGGCUAUCCUGAUGAUUUACAGCCAACAUUUGCGCUCAAGAUACAUUAGUAUAAGCACAAACACACCCUUACACAAGGAAACAAUCACAAACACACCCUUACACAAGGAAACAAUAACAAACACACCCUUACACAAGGAAAAAAUCACAAACACACCCUUACACAAGGAAACAAUCACAAACACACCCUUACACAAGGAAACAAUCACAAACACACCCUUACACAAGGAAACAAUCACAAACACACCCUUACACAAGGAAACAAUCACAAACACACCCUUACACAAGGAAACAAUCACAAACACACCCUUACACAAGGAAACAAUCACAAACACACCCUUACACAAGGAAACAAUCACAAACACACCCUUACACAAGGAAACAAUCACAAACACACCCUUACACAAGGAAACAAUCACAAACACACCCUUACACAAGGAAACAAUCACAAACACACCCUUACACAAGGAAACAAUCACAAACACACCCUUACACAAGGAAACAAUCCUAAACACAUCCUUACACAAGGAAACAAUCACAAACACACUCUUACACAAGGAAACAAUCACAAACACACCCUUACACAAGGAAACAAUCACAAACACACCCUUACACAAGGAAACAAUCACAAACACACCCUUACACAAGGAAACAAUCACAAACACACCCUUACACAAGGAAACAAUCACAAACACACCCUUACACAAGGAAACAAUCCUAAACACACCCUUACACAAGACUACACACCCACGACCGCUUACACGUGUAAGUUAA
Messenger RNA from Physella acuta, 801 nucleotides. RefSeq lists its product as uncharacterized. The record is from RefSeq and is a predicted model, not a curated record. Lineage: Eukaryota; Metazoa; Mollusca; Gastropoda; Physidae.